Hyaloscypha bicolor E is the source of this 4135-nucleotide messenger RNA. RefSeq names its product ankyrin. Gene Ontology annotation, molecular function: protein binding; transcription cis-regulatory region binding. Bases 99 to 3941 code for a protein of 1280 amino acids. The record is from RefSeq and is a predicted model, not a curated record. NCBI's taxonomy places the organism in Eukaryota, Fungi, Ascomycota, Leotiomycetes, Helotiales, Hyaloscyphaceae. Gene Ontology annotation, cellular component: nucleus. Gene Ontology annotation, biological process: positive regulation of transcription by RNA polymerase II. The transcript has 10 exons.
GGAGGCGCAGUCGCUGCGACCGGCAGUCGCAACAGAGACUAAAAUCGUUGAUUCCGACUGCCCCUUGUGUCAAUGUCCACCUGAGCACACGUGCCAACAUGUCUCAUAGCGAUCUAGCUGUAGCAUUGACCGAGUUUCGGCAGAUUCUCUCAUCAGAUCAAACCGCGCAACUCGAUUCGCUCCAAGGCUAUACACCAACAGCUGAUGACGUUAUUCAUCUCACGAACGAUAUUGUGAAAGAAAACUCGACUCGAAAAAGCCGUGUUUUUGCCUCUCGAGUCCAAGGACUCCUAUCUUCUGUCCAGCAGUAUUGUACAAUCGUCGACACGUAUGCAGGGCCUAACCAGAUAGCGUCACUAGUCUGGGGUAGCAUCAAGCUCGCUCUUUUGGUUUCAUCGAAUUAUGCCGAAUACUUCGACAAGCUCUCAGAGCGUGUUGCUCAGCUCAGUAACUACUGUCCUCGAUUAUCUGAAUAUGAGAAGCUUUUCCCGCAAGCCCUAAGACUCCAACAAGCACUUUCGGAUUUCUAUGCUAUUGUGGUUGUCUUCUGCUCCAAGGCACUAAAGGGAGCGCAAGAGAAAGGCAUCAAUAGGUUCUUGAAGUCCAUAUGGAAGUCGUUCAAAAUAGAAUUCAAAGACAUAGAGGAAAAUCUUAGUCUAGCCAAAGAUGAAAUUACGGAAGAACUACAACUUGCAUCUGAGCAGGCAGCACACGGCUUUCGUCGCUUGUUAACAGCUGAAAUUGAGGACAACAGAACGGCCCGAUUAAAACAAGUAGCUGAAAUGCACAAAAUGGAAGACUUUCGAGAACAGCAGACGCUUGCGCUACAUCAAAACCGAGCUCGGCAGGUUCAGAAAAUUCUGAAAGAAGACGAGCGGCAGAAAAUCCGGCUAUUAAGGCGAAUCCCGAAUCAUGACUACGCCAUUAGUCUCCGCCAGGCGCAAGCACUACGUUGCGAAGGAACCUGCCAUUGGAUCCUUGGUAGACCAGAAUUCCGAGGUUGGAUUGAUCAGACAGAUUCAAAGCAUCUUUGGUGCUAUGGGAUCCCUGGGUGUGGCAAAACUAUACUCAUGGGUUACAUAAUAAGUCAUCUACAAACGAUAUUCGCAGCUAGGGAUGACACAGUUAUCAUCUACUACUUUUUUGACUCUUUCGACAAGACGACAUUGCUUACACUCACAUUCCUGAGAUGCAUUUUACAUCAGGUAAUUAGGCUUGAGACUCUUCUCCCCUACUCACAAAGACGUCUUGAAUCGCUUUUCAUGGACCGGAUUGACCAGGCGGAGCCGGACUCGAGCGAACUUAUAGAACUCUUUCUAUACUUUUUCGGCUGUUUCAAGAAUGCUUUCCUUCUCAUCGAUGGGCUUGACGAAGCGGAUAAAAGCCAUCAAAGGAAUGUUAUAGCUUUCCUCAAGGCCACCCAAAAGCUCAGUAGUGCUCGAAUACUUGCCACAAAUCACCCAGACUUGGACAUGUCAAAGGUCCUUCACCCAAGCCAAAUACUUCAAAUCAAUCCAGAAGAUGUCAAAGGCGACAUUGAAGUCUUUGUUCAAAGCAAGAUUGACGAGCAUGUGCAGGAUGGGCUCUCAGUGUGCUCGAAUUCUCUACUCGAUACAGUUAAACACGCGCUACUCUCUGGGGCCCAAGAAAUGUUUCUCUGGGUAGACAUGCAAUUUAAAGCUAUCCUUGACGUUUGUGAGGAAGAUGGGACUCCAGAUAGAAUACCUGAUCUUUUCGCGAACCCUCCGCAGAAAGUGACGGAACUCUACCGCUUCGCAUUGCUCAAGCUCUCUAAAGAUGAUACUAAGCUAGCUGAAAUAGCGAAGAAGAUAUUUCAGUGGGCUAUUUGGGGGGAACGGCCGUUAACCAUCGGAGAACUUGAAGAAGCAGUCUCCAUAACGGCGGACCAGGCGUCCUGGGCAAGCCCUUCUAUUAAACUGGAUCCAUCGAAGCUAUGCAGGAUAUGUGGUAACCUCGUCAAAUACGAUAAGGUCAACGACAGAGUCUUAUUGGCUCACCACUCUGUUCUAUCCUUUUUAUUAAGCUGUUCCGACAUACCGGGAAUUACCAGCUUUGUUUUCGAAGAACAUAGAGCAGAGCCGUAUCUGACAAAUAUUUGCCUACAAUAUUUGUCAUUUACGGACUUUCACCAAGCAGUAACACGGACUUCAAACACAACAAAUGUACGCGCUCUGAAUCAGCCUUCUAGGCUAGUUUCAAGCGUUCUUCCGACAUCCAUCCGACCUUUAGCGUUGCUCGACGGAAGAAGCAGCCUAGUAAGAAGAGCUAGGCAAAUUGACGUGGUUGACCUUCUAAGAUUUCAAUUGAGCGCACAGCAAUCCUCAAGAAUAGCUCCUUCCUUCCAACUUUUCGAUUACUGCAAGGCGUACUGGCACAGCCAUUGCCAUUACGUGGAGCGGCAAGACGUGAAAGGUUUUGCAAGAUUGGAAGAUUUUGUCCGUGGAACUCAUCUACCGCCAGAAUGGAAACCGUGGAGCUUGAUUCCAGACAGUAAAUCGUUACCUCACUGGAAUAUAUUCCUUUGGGCAAUUAGAGAGGGUCAUACUAGUAUUUUUUAUGUUUGGCAGAACAUUAUCAGGACAGAAGAGGACCGCUACUGGGACCAUCUUUGGAUGGGGGAAGGAAGGAGUAUAUUCGCUUUAGCGUGUGAAACAUCUAGCCUGGAGCAGCUUGAGAUAAUAUUGGGUGCUAAGAGAGGGAAAAAGCACCUAGUAAGGCCGUCUAUUGACGAGAGUAUUCAAGAACUAGUGAGGGCAUGUUCUUUGGGGCACCUCGCCGUUAUGGAGCGACUACUCCAAGAGAUUGCGGACGUUAAUGCAGUAGCAGAAACAGAAUAUGGUGGAAGGACAGCUCUUCAAGCAGCAGCAGGAGAAGGCCACCUGGCUAUUGUCGAGCGGCUGCUCCAAGAGAAUGCGGACGUUAAUGCAGCAGCAGGAAUAGAGAGUGGAAGAACAGCUCUCCAAGCAGCAGCGGGAGGAGGCCACCUGAUUAUUGUCGAGCGGCUGCUCCAAGAGAAUGCGGACGUUAAUGCAGCAGCAGGAAUAGAGAGUGGAAGAACAGCUCUCCAAGCAGCAGCGGGAGGAGGCUACCUGGCUAUUGUCGAGCGGCUACUCAAAGAGAAUGCGGACGUUAAUACAGCAGCAGGAACAGAAUAUGGUGGAAGGACAGCUCUCCAAGCAGCAGCGGGAGGAGGCCACCUGGCUAUUGUCGAGCGGCUGCUCCAAGAGAAUGCGGACGUUAAUGCAGCGGCAGGAACAGAAUAUGGUAGAAGAACAGCUCUCCAAGCAGCAGCAGAAGGAGGCCACCUGGCUAUUGUCGAGCGGCUACUCCAAGAGAAUGCGGACGUUAAUGCAGCAGCAGGAACAGAAUAUGGUGAAAGGACAGCUCUCCAAGCAGCAGCGGGAGGAGGCUACCUGGCUAUUGUCGAGCGGCUGCUCCAAGAGAAUGCGGACGUUAAUACAGAAUAUGGUGAAAGGACAGCUCUCCAAGCAGCAGCGGAAGGAGGCUACCUGGCUAUUGUCGAGCGGCUGCUCCAAGAGAAUGCGGACGUUAAUACAGCAGCAGGAAUAGAUAGUGGAAGGACAGCUCUCCAAGCAGCAGCGGAAGGAGGCCACCUGGCUAUUGUCGAGCGGCUACUCCAAGAGAAUGCGGACGUUAAUGCAGCAGCAGGAAUAGAGAGUGGAAGAACAGCUCUCCAAGCAGCAGCGGGAGGAGGCUACCUGGCUAUUGUCGAGCGGCUGCUCCAAGAGAAUGCGGACGUUAAUACAGCAGCAGGAAUAGAUAGUGGAAGGACAGCUCUCCAAGCAGCAGCGGGAAGAGGCCACCUGGCUAUUGUCGAGCGGCUACUCAAAGAGAAUGCGGAUGUUAAUGCAGCAGCAGGAACAGAAUAUGGUGGAAGGACAGCUCUCCAAGCACGGUAGAAGGAGGCCAUAGUAGGGUAAAAGGGUGUCUUCUUCAAGCAGGUGCUAAAAAUUACCUAUAGGUUUUUGCAAUUUAUUAUAUUUUAAAUUCUCGUUAUAACUCUCCUAGUAUUCGCACGAAAUAAAUCGCAUGACUUUAGCCAGGGCUUGCUAUUUAAUAUAGAUAACUUUAAUUAGUAACCAUUAUGUUUGAC